Mus caroli (Ryukyu mouse) is the source of this 2776-nucleotide messenger RNA. It is a transcript of the gene Camk1d, whose product is annotated as calcium/calmodulin dependent protein kinase ID. The record is from RefSeq and is a predicted model, not a curated record. Gene Ontology annotation, molecular function: ATP binding; protein kinase activity. Lineage: Eukaryota; Metazoa; Chordata; Mammalia; Rodentia; Muridae. Gene Ontology annotation, biological process: protein phosphorylation.
AUGGCCCGGGAGAACGGCGAGAGCAGCUCCUCCUGGAAAAAGCAAGCAGAAGACAUUAAGAAGAUCUUCGAGUUCAAGGAGACCCUCGGAACUGGGGCCUUUUCUGAAGUUGUUUUAGCUGAGGAGAAAGCUACUGGGAAGCUCUUCGCAGUGAAGUGCAUCCCGAAGAAGGCGCUGAAGGGCAAGGAGAGCAGCAUCGAGAACGAGAUUGCCGUGCUUAGAAAGAUUAAGCAUGAAAACAUUGUUGCCUUGGAAGAUAUUUAUGAAAGCCCAAACCACCUCUACCUGGUCAUGCAACUUGUGUCUGGUGGAGAACUCUUCGAUCGGAUAGUGGAAAAGGGGUUUUACACAGAGAAAGAUGCCAGCACUCUCAUCCGCCAGGUCCUGGAUGCCGUAUACUAUCUCCACAGAAUGGGCAUUGUCCACAGGGACCUCAAGCCGGAAAAUCUCUUAUACUACAGUCAAGACGAGGAGUCCAAAAUAAUGAUCAGUGACUUUGGCUUGUCGAAAAUGGAAGGCAAAGGAGAUGUGAUGUCCACGGCCUGCGGGACCCCAGGCUAUGUUGCUCCGGAAGUUCUCGCCCAGAAACCGUACAGCAAAGCUGUGGACUGCUGGUCCAUCGGGGUGAUCGCCUAUAUCUUGCUCUGUGGUUAUCCUCCUUUUUACGAUGAAAAUGACUCGAAGCUGUUUGAACAGAUCCUCAAGGCAGAAUAUGAGUUUGAUUCCCCCUACUGGGAUGACAUCUCCGACUCUGCCAAAGACUUCAUUCGGAACCUGAUGGAGAAAGACCCAAAUAAAAGAUACACUUGUGAGCAGGCAGCUCGACACCCAUGGAUUGCUGGUGACACAGCCCUUAGCAAAAACAUUCACGAAUCUGUCAGUGCCCAGAUCCGGAAGAAUUUUGCAAAGAGCAAAUGGAGACAAGCGUUUAACGCCACGGCCGUCGUGAGACAUAUGCGGAGGCUCCAGCUCGGCAGCAGCCUGGACAGUUCAAAUGUCUGGCACCUUCCACGCUCUGUAGUUUCCUUUCUUCUUCGUCGGGGGUCGCAGGAGUCGGAGCUGAGAGGAGACCCAGGCCCACCACUGUGACAACAGGGCACACUGGAAGCAAGUGACCCGGCUCUGGAGGUGGAACCCAGGGGGCGGGGCCGGGGAAGGAGAAGCCCCUGGCCGGAGCAGCUCCUGCAUCAGAAACCCCACCCACCCUGCAUGGUGCACCUGCAUAGGACUGGAAGACAGAAGUUUUUUUAUGGCCAUAUUUUAUACUGCAAUUCUGAUGUGUUCAUUUCUCACAAACUGUACUGACUGACUCAAGGGGAGCUGGCGUCACGGGAUCUGGUGCUGUAUAUACGAAUCUUGCAAAGCUCUAACUGAAUGGACCUUCUUGCUCCCCUCCCCCAACUCCACCACUUCCGCUCUCUCAGUGUAGGCAGCCGUCUAGGGUGUAAUUUUUUCAUGAAAAAAAAAAUCAAGGUUUCAACUGGAUUAUUUAAAUAUUGGUACAUGUUGUGCAUUAGGAAUUAUUUUUUUUUUCUUUUGAGGUGUGUCUUCUUGAUCUCUGUUAGUUACAUGACCUCUAUCAUUUGCUCUUUAAUAGUAGUUUUACGUUAACCUUUAAGAGAUUUUUUUCCCCCUCCCAGAAGGGUUAAAGGGUAUUUUUUACGAAUUCUAAGAGGAUCAAGAGUCUGUGUCCACUUCUAAGAGUGCACUUGUUACUUGUGUUCCUUUGCUCCCAGUCCCUUCUUCCAGAGGUCACCCCAGCAGCUGCGCGGGGCUGGCUUCUCACCGGGUGGCUUUUGGCAGGGAACCAGCAGAAACCGUACAGGCAGCUUCCCCUGAGAACUGCUUACCAACCACGGAAGAUAGAGGCUUGUUUCCUCCACUCUGAACUUCAGGCUCCACAUUACAGGUGAACUGCACUCCAGGAACGGGGUUCCCCACAGUGCCAAGAUUUAGGAGCCUCCCUUGAAGAAGGGACGGACUGCCAUCUUGUUUUUUAAAUGAACCACACGCAGCCCUCAAUUCUCAUGGGGGAUGAUGGAUGAAACUCUGUUCUCAGCUAUGCACUUUUAAAACGAAUCUCUUUAUCUAUUUUAAUUUUUUAAAAUUCAUUUCUAAUAGUACCCUUCAAAUGGCCUAUACCACACACUUUUCCCCCAACAUUUUUACCCUGUUCUCUCAUGAGCAUUACCCGAGAGAGGAGACAGAAAUGACCUUGAAGAAGAAACCUUUUAUUUUAGGUGGAAAGGAAAAUCACAUCAAAUGAGCAGAAUUCUGCCCAUCCCAGAGAUGGCUAACUCAGCAAGACCCAGCUGGUUGGUGCACAAGCCUUCCCUUACAUCAGAGGAAUCUAAAACUGACAGUACCUGUGGUAGUCAGGCUAUUGUGCAUCCUGGUUUAACAGGGACUGAAGGAUUUUCCAGGAAGUGGAACUUGAAGGCUAAAGUCAGGAAUGUACAUGUCAUUGACCCGCAUGCACAGAGGGUAGAUAUGGAGGAAGAGCAGGCCCAAGCAUAGUCCAGGGCAAACAUUCUCCAUGGAGGCUCUUGGAGACCAAGGCAGGUCGUUCAAAGGCAGUUUUGCUAACAGUUCCCUUCAGCUCUCAUGUCUGUCUAAAGCCUGAGCCUCAUCUGCAGUCAGCUGUAGCCUGCCAAGAUGGACUGUGACAGGUCUCCCUCAUGACUCAGGGGCUGUCAUCUCAGGCUGUCAUCCUCAUGCCCUUUUUAUGUACUUGCCAACCAUAGAAAUUCCUGCUGGACAAGUAAGUCAUUCUUGU